AUGAGUCGCCGGCGAGACUUCGUGGGCUUUUACAACAUUCACGACCGUCGGGCCAGCCAGCACACGGGCCUGUCGUCAGGGCCAAAUUGUCGUUGCCGGGGCAAGAUAAGCCGGGCAAUGUGUAAAAAAGUCACGUGCAUUGCGCCUGUUCGGCUUCCAUACGUGCCUUUUGUGCCUGUAUUUGCCUUUAUGUGCCUGUAUUCGGGUAUUUGUACACCUAUUAGCAGCUCUAUAACUGCAACCCACUCGUAUAACCUAGAAAAGAGCGCAAUGCACUGCCGUUGUGCGCAUGCGGUUGUGCAGCGACUCCCGGCUUUUGCCGUGCCUUUGGUAUCUCGAUCUUUUCCCGACGAGCCGGGUAACAUUUUCGUGAGAUUUUUCAACGGUUCUCUACAAUGGCGAUGGAAUCUGAUGUUCCUGACAACUACAUACCAGAUAACUAAUCAACAGAAACGCGUUAUAUACUACCUUCUUUUGGCCAUUUGA
Lachancea mirantina is the source of this 486-nucleotide messenger RNA. The record is from the annotation of a GenBank genome assembly. NCBI's taxonomy places the organism in Eukaryota, Fungi, Ascomycota, Saccharomycetes, Saccharomycetales, Saccharomycetaceae.